Messenger RNA from Saxophila tyrrhenica, 654 nucleotides. RefSeq lists its product as uncharacterized. The record is from RefSeq and is a predicted model, not a curated record. The transcript has a single exon. Bases 1 to 654 code for a protein of 217 amino acids. Lineage: Eukaryota; Fungi; Ascomycota; Dothideomycetes; Mycosphaerellales; Extremaceae.
AUGGAAGACCCAAAAGAAAUCGUCCGCCAAACCUACGACAACAUAGCAGAAUGGUACCUCCGCUGGAUCACCGACCAACGCUCUCCUCGUGAACGAUACACCACUAAAGUCCUGGAAAAUGCUCCUCCCUCUCCACGGAUCCUCGAAAUGGGAUGCGGCCCUGGAGUCCCGAUCACCCGCAUGCUCCUCGACCACGGCGCGGAUGUUGUGGCGAACGAUAUCUCAAGCGCACAGAUCAACAUGGCCCAAGCGCGGUGUCCGACGGCCAACUUUGUGCUGGAAGACAUGGCUGGACUCUCGUUUGAGCCGGCGAGUUUCGAUGGGGUGGUGAGCUUUUUCACCGUCUUCCAUCUACCGCGUGAGGAACAGAAGGAGAUGCUUGCGAAGAUCUAUCGCUGGCUCAGACCUGGUGGGAUGGUGGCUUUCAAUCUCGCAACGGUGGAUGAAGAGGAAAUCCAUGGGGAGUUCUUAGGGCAUGGGAUGUUCUGGUCUAGCUUCCCGGCGGAGGAGAAUAAGAAGAUGGUGACGGAUGUGGGUUUUGAGCUGGUGGAAGCCACGGAGUUGGACGCUGGCGACGGGAAGCUGGAGGAAGACGAUCCGGAUUAUGGCGUGACGUUCCUUUGGAUGGUCGGUAGAAAGCCUAUAGGUGAAUAG